This is a messenger RNA of Physcomitrium patens, 1450 nucleotides long. RefSeq names its product peptidyl-prolyl cis-trans isomerase FKBP19, chloroplastic. The record is from RefSeq and is a predicted model, not a curated record. Gene Ontology annotation, molecular function: peptidyl-prolyl cis-trans isomerase activity. Gene Ontology annotation, cellular component: chloroplast; thylakoid. Lineage: Eukaryota; Viridiplantae; Streptophyta; Bryopsida; Funariales; Funariaceae.
CCAGUCUGUGGCCCUCACAGCGUCGCUCGCAGACUUCUUCGCCAUCGUCGCAGGCCUCAGAGCACCAGAUUCCGCCAUAGCCACCACCUUCCUUCAUCGUCACGGAUCAGUCAUUGAGUCAGUCAGUCAGCGAGGAAGCAACUAACUAAGCAAGUAAGCCCAAAGACGAGAGGGACUACUGAAGCGAAGGAAGGGCAGUGGUGGCCAUGGCCGCGAUAUCGUCGCUUCACUCUCUCCCAUGCGCGCGUACUCCAUCGCUCGCCGCCUACUCAUCGUCACGUCAGACAUGGCAUCUGUCUCCUGGACAACCAUUCAUAAAAAAGCAAAGAAAAGGAGAAAUGUUCAUUAGAGCCAGUGCAAUAAAUGAGGACUCUUCUAGAACAUCAGACGAGACCCUGGAGCCUGCGAGUUGGUCUAAAACAUCACGUCGACAGAUAGUAUCGUUUCCAGCAGCCAGCAUCUGCGCCUACCUCUUCUCAACGUUGGCAUACGAAAGGAAGGCUGUGGGAUCAGAUUACGCCGACAUGCCAGCUUUACGGGGAAAGGAUUACGGAAAAACGAAAAUGAAGUAUCCUGACUACAUAGAAACUGAAUCCGGUCUGCAGUACAAGGACCUACGAAUAGGAACUGGUUCAGCUCCGAACGUUGGGAAUCUGGUGGUGGUGGACUGGGAUGGUUACACCAUCGGGUACUACGGUCGAAUCUUUGAGGCUCGAAACAAAGCAAAAGGUGGUUCCUUUGAGGGGGAUGAGAAGAAUUUUUUUAGAUUCAAAUUGGGAAAUUCGGAGGUCAUACCUGCUUUUGACGAGGCCGUCGCAACAAUGAAAGUUGGUGGCAUACGCAGGUUAAUUGUGCCUCCUGAGCUUGGUUAUCCCAACAAUGAUUACAACCAGAAAGGUCCUCGCCCAACCACAUUCUCGGGUCAGAGAGCCUUGGACUUCGUAUUGCGCAAUCAGGGACUGAUUGACAAAACUUUGCUAUUCGACAUCGAGCUGAUUAAAGUGGUUAACUGAGACUGGAGACACCCAUCCAGAUACACUUGCUUCCAAGGCAAUGAGUGUACUUCCUUACCGUCCCUGCAAAAGCGAUGCGGGUUCCAUGAAUAGUCAAUGCAGAACUGUGGUGUGAUGGGCUCUUCGUCUUCUGCAAUCUGGCCAGAACAUGGAGAAUGAAGUCAUUAGUUUUCACUCUAUAAACUCAACCCACAAGGCUAUGGAAGCAACACAACAUGGAGAGAACCACUUCCAUGUUGUCACAAACUUCUCCUGGGACCCUCCUUUCUGUACCCAAUGGAGGAAUCCUUGCACCUCCCUCAACCUCGAAUUUUGUAUGGCGCAAUAGCUUCUAUCCAUUUCUCCACUUCCACCAUCAUUUUUUUAAUAUAUAUUUUCCUAACAAUAUUUAAUGGCUUCUUAAAGUUGAGAAAACAAAUUUGCUUUUGAUCUACAAA